UGGAGUAGUUAGUGCAGUGGGUGAAUAAUCAUGGCGGCGGUUCACCUUGCAAAAUUCUCUUACCGAAGUGUCGUUCGAUUUUCUGACCGAGAAUUUGUGCGCUGAAAAAAAUACCCAGUCCAGUGAAAAUCCGGAAAUUAUGAGUCAACCUGGUGGAUCCUCCGGGGAUGACGGAGGCACUGGAGAUGGUGGAGAUGACCAAGAAGAAUCUUCUUCCUCGAAGCUGAAUGUCGAGGACGCCCUGACGAGCUUCAGGGAGCAAUGGCAGAGAGAACUCGAAAUUUCACCGAAAAGAGAUCUCAAUAAAUCGAAUAAACCAGUGAACAUCGAAACUAUCGAGGAAGAAUUAUCCAUAGAAAAUAAGGCAAAAAAGUUAUUUUUAAAAGGUAUAGAGUACGAGCAGAAUGGAGAACUGUACGAUGCCAUUAGGUUCUACAAAAGAGCUGUGCAACUGGUGCCUGAUAUUGAAUUUAGACUCUACGAGUCAACAAAACCGAAGGCUCGGGAGAAAUUCGAAAAAGACGAGAAGACAAUCGUUUUCGACUGUGAACCACCUGAUGAUGACGUCAAAGGCGAGGAGGAAAUCGAAGAUGGCAAUCUGAUCGUUAAAUUGUCGAGAGUUUUGGUGAAGAAUCAGCGCGUUUGUUGUCCGCGCUUCGAGCAAAGUUCAACACAUAUAUCUGCUCUGCCCAUGGAGAUUGUACUCUACAUUCUGCGGUGGGUGGUGUCACCCGAUCUUGAUUUUCGCUCGUUGGAGAUGUUCUCUGCUGUUUGCCGAGGAUUUUUCAUAUCGGCGAGGGACCCAGAGAUUUGGAGAUUGGCCUGUGUGAGAGUCUGGGGUGUUAACUGCGGUGAUUUCGAACCGAUAUAUCGUUCCUGGAGGGACAUGUACCUGCAAAGACCUAGAUUACGCUACAACGGCUGUUAUAUUAGUAAAAAUACGUACAUUAGACACGGGGAGAACAGUUUUCAGGAUCAAUUCUAUCGGCCUUGGCACUUGGUAGAAUAUUUCAGAUAUCUCAGAUUUUUUCCAGAGGGCCGAGUGCUCAUGUUGACAUCGACGGAUGAUGCUCAGAGCUGUGUGAAUUUAUUGAAGAGUCGUCAUCCCAGAAAUCCAAAUAUAUUGAUUGGUUAUUACAGGCUGCAUGAGAAUCGGGUUACCCUUGUAUUGAAGAAACAGGAAAUCAGAUCAAAUAACAAUGUUUAUAGGAAGAAGAGGAAGGAAGUCGUGCAUGACAGUGGAGAACAAACAUUUCAUGUUGAGUUCGAGAUACAGACGAACCAGAAGAGAGCUAAUUUCCAACUGAAUUGGGUUCGCUACAAUAUAUUCACAAAGUACAAAAAUGGUCAGGAGGGCACGACGUGUCUGAAUUCAUCGGGACGAUAUCCAUCGUUCAAGUUCAGUCGAGCUAAAAGUUACACCCUAGAGAGUGAUGCACCACUUCAAUGAAUUAAUUCAUUGUAAUCAGCAUUUAAAUAUUUUUUAUUCGUUAAUAUGAAAAAUAUUGAAUAUUGUUGA
Messenger RNA from Fopius arisanus, 1519 nucleotides. RefSeq names its product F-box only protein 9. NCBI's taxonomy places the organism in Eukaryota, Metazoa, Arthropoda, Insecta, Hymenoptera, Braconidae. The coding region runs from base 140 to 1450 and encodes 436 amino acids. Gene Ontology annotation, molecular function: protein binding. The record is from RefSeq and is a predicted model, not a curated record. Gene Ontology annotation, biological process: SCF-dependent proteasomal ubiquitin-dependent protein catabolic process. The transcript has 6 exons. Gene Ontology annotation, cellular component: cytoplasm; SCF ubiquitin ligase complex.